UGCAUCAGGAUCACUAAGGGAGCAUCAUGAGUACUUUUAUUUUCACUUGCAGUGACUGACAAGAAUGACUGUGUGGUUUUGUUUAGUCGUCUGUGUAACUGCAAGAGAUGAACAGUCACUGUCAGUCAAGAUAGAAGAACAAAAAUGAAUGAAGCCUUUAUUUGUCACUUGCAGUUGCCUGCAGUGAAAAUGGACCGCUUCUGACCAUACAUAUAUUACACAAACAUCACAUAGGGAAGACAGGUCAGAAUAGGUAGCAAGUUUUAAGAAAACCAAUGAAAAUACACCACAUCGGGGACAGGAGGAGAAAAAAGGAUUCUACUCAGAUGAAUGGGUGCACACACUGUUGGCCUCAAUCAGGCUGUACACCAUAAGACGUGUCUGUGCAUGUCCUAAUGUGAGGCUAUUUCUCGGAAACUUUUCAGUGAGCUGUUGGCGGUUUGAAAUAUUAAAGUAUCUCUAUUAAGAGGAGGAGGUGUGAUUAUGAUACAGCCACACACACAGAUAAACACGUAUUAAAAUAACCCGCAGUCACUUCUUCUUCCUGCGAAUCUUCCUACACUUACCAAUAAAUAUCCAAGCACUGAUGAACUUUUUGUUGCAGCCUGAUCAGCGAAUCGAACCACCGGUCAAAAUGUCUCUGAAGAUCCUCUCCAUCACGCUCCUCCUGCUCUCAAUGUGUGUGUGCUGCCACUCCUCUGAAGCUCAUCGUCAUCCUUCAGUAAAGCGACCAUGCUGCACUGCCGUCACCAAACCCGAUUGGAGCGCUGAGGUGGUGGGGGAAACGUAUCGUGAGCAGGCUGCAUCAGAUCACUGUGUGAAGGCUAUACUUUUCAACACAAAAAAAGGACCGCUUUGUGCUGAUCCAAACGCUCAGUGGGUCAAGGAUCUCAUUGCCAGAAUGACAAAGGUGAAGCAGUGAAGCACAAAGCCUGUGUUGAAGCAUUGCUAUCUGUCUGCUACAUCAGUAUUUCCACCAUCUUUAAAGGCAAUAAUUGGAUAAUCUGGCUUUGUGUCUUUUUUCUUGAUCAUAUAUGAAUUGUGUUUACACAAAGCACAUUUUGGCUUUGGAAAAAAAAACAUAAAAAUAAACCUUUGUAUUAUAACACCAA
Molecule: messenger RNA, 1112 nt
Organism: Oreochromis niloticus (Nile tilapia)
Lineage: Eukaryota; Metazoa; Chordata; Actinopteri; Cichliformes; Cichlidae
Product: C-C motif chemokine 4
Exons: 4
Coding region: 587-922 (111 amino acids)
Biological process (GO): immune response
Cellular component (GO): extracellular region
Molecular function (GO): chemokine activity
Source: RefSeq, a predicted model, not a curated record